Botrytis byssoidea is the source of this 960-nucleotide messenger RNA. RefSeq lists its product as uncharacterized. Bases 1 to 960 code for a protein of 319 amino acids. The record is from RefSeq and is a predicted model, not a curated record. Lineage: Eukaryota; Fungi; Ascomycota; Leotiomycetes; Helotiales; Sclerotiniaceae. The transcript has 3 exons.
AUGUCCUCUUCUGAAGCAAAAACCAUAGGCAUCGCCGGCAUAAGCGGCAAGUUCGCUCAAUGUAUAAUCAAAUCCCUCCUCCUCAACCCAUCAGUCCAUAUCAAAGGUUAUUGUCGCAACGCGUCCAAACUUCCCACGAUAUUGACCACUCACCCCCGAAUCAAGAUCGUGACAGGAUCCUACGACGACAUAACCUCAAUCCAGAAAUUCGUUUCUGGUACCUCCGUCGUCAUAUGCUGUUAUUUUGCCUCGACAGAGGUAAUGAACAACAGCCAGAAAUACCUCAUCAAUGCCUGCGAAGCGGCAAAAGUACCCCGCUACAUAGCCGGAGAUUUCUCUGUUGAUCACACGCUCAUUCCGUCUUCACGUCUUCAUCUCUUCCCCAAACCAACUGCGAAAAUUAUGGAAUAUCUUUCUACCAAGAAAACAGUUAAGGGGGUGCAUAUUUUUAAUGGCGCAUUAAUGGAGACUUUCUGGGCGGAAUUCUUCCAGCUAUAUGAUUCCUCCUCUCAAACUCUCUCGUACUGGGGAGCUGGCGAUGAAAAAUGGGAGUUUACUACAUAUCAGACCGCAGCUGAUUACACGGCCGCGGUUGCAUUGGAUGAAAAUGCUGUGGGGAUUUUCAGAUUCCUAGAGGAUCGAAAAUCCCCCCGUGAACUCCAAUCACUCUUUCAAACCGUCUAUUCCACUCCGCUUCAUCUAAAGUCUCAUGGACUCUUAAUUGAACUCGAACAGAAGCUCGAAGGGGCGGUGAAAACACAUGGCGAAGAUACAUCCCAAUGGGGCGCACUAGGAUUUGCAUUCUGGUGCACAAAUGGAAAAGCGUAUUUAGGGGAAGAGAGCAGUAAUCUUGAUAAUUCCAAGUAUCCUCAAGUGGGAAAUGUUACUAUGGAGCAGUUUUUAAGACGCCAUACUUUGCAGAACCUUCCGCUUGCGGAUCAAAGCUUGGGUUUUGAGUAG